Cryphonectria parasitica EP155 is the source of this 1410-nucleotide messenger RNA. Its product is annotated as tRNA guanosine-2'-O-methyltransferase. Gene Ontology annotation, cellular component: cytoplasm. The transcript is spliced from 2 exons. Gene Ontology annotation, biological process: methylation. NCBI's taxonomy places the organism in Eukaryota, Fungi, Ascomycota, Sordariomycetes, Diaporthales, Cryphonectriaceae. Bases 1 to 1410 code for a protein of 469 amino acids. The record is from RefSeq and is a predicted model, not a curated record. Gene Ontology annotation, molecular function: nucleic acid binding.
AUGGAGUUCCUCGUCCGUUUCGGCCAGCUGCAUGAGUCCUUCCGUGUUCCCGAGCUUCAGGCUCUGGCCGUGGCCGAGGAUGCUCCCUUCGACGUUGUGUCGUAUGACCCGGAGAAACCUUUCUGUGUCAUCCGUGCCCGUGAUGCACAAGCUGCCGUCCGACUCGUCCACCGCUCCAUCCUGACCCAGUCUGUAUACGAGUACUGGGGCGGCGGCGGCUCUCUGGACGAGCUCCACCAGUCCGUCAAGGCAAAAUCCUCACAUCUAUGGGAGCGCUACAGCAAGGGCUCGUGGAAAUUCAGCAUAGACUCCUUUCAGGGCUCCCGGACUGCAGAUGAGCGGCGGGACAUGAUCAACACCUUCCGCUACAUGCCCCUCCAUGGGCCCAUCAGGAUGAAGGAUCCGGACCACGAUUACACCAUCUUCGAGGAGUGGCCGAUUGAUCCCACGCGCAUGUCAACGCCGCCCCCCACGCGCUACCACUUUGGCCGGUUCCUCGGCAAGGGCGGCCGCGAUCUUGUGAAGAAGUACGAUCUCAAGAAGAGACCCUACAUCAGCACGACGUCCAUGGACUCCGAGCUCGCCCUCGUCACGGCGAACAUGGCCCUCGCGGGUCCCGGAAAGAUCUUCUACGACCCCUUCGUGGGCACUGGCAGCUUCCCCAUCGCCUGCUCGGCCUUUGGCGCCAUCAGCUGGGGCAGUGACAUCGACGGACGGGCCGUGAGGGGCUCUGGCCACGAUUCCCGCGCAGAGGCCAAGAGGAGUCUCGUCAAGGGCGAGAAGACUCUGCGCGGGAAUUUCAAAAACUACGAGCUCCUUGGUAGAUUGGGCGACAUCUUCACAUCCGACCUGACCAACACGCCACUGCGGCGUCUACCAUUCGGACGUGGCGGUCCAGGCGGUCGUGCGCGACUGUUCGACGGCAUAGUCUGUGAUCCUCCCUACGGUGUAAGGGAGGGCCUCCGUGUCCUCGGCUGUCGAGAUCCAGAGAGCACGCCCUGGGUGGUUGAGGCAGGCUACACGAAGUACAAAGAUCCGGAUUUCAUUGCGCCCAAGAAGCCAUACAGCUUCCUUGCCAUGCUCGACGAUAUCCUGCAAUUCUCAGCAGAGACGCUCGUCGAUGGGGGUCGGCUCUCCUUCUGGAUGCCCACCGCCAACGACCAGGAUCAGGAAAUCGGGGUGCCGACACACCCUUGCCUGGAGAUCAUUACCAUCUGUGUGCAGCCAUUCAACAAGUGGUCACGCAGGCUAAUCACAUACCGCAAGCUGCCCGAUGAGUCCGUCAGCCUGACAGACCUGGAGGCGUGGGAGGUCAGAGCAGGUGCCCAGCACGCUGGAGUGACAGCAGAGGAACUCAACCCUUUCAGAAAGGGGUACUUUAACAAAUUUCAAAAAGAGACGCCACCUUGA